Bradysia coprophila is the source of this 5356-nucleotide messenger RNA. RefSeq names its product DBH like monooxygenase olf413. Gene Ontology annotation, biological process: octopamine biosynthetic process; norepinephrine biosynthetic process; dopamine catabolic process. The record is from RefSeq and is a predicted model, not a curated record. Gene Ontology annotation, molecular function: copper ion binding; dopamine beta-monooxygenase activity. Lineage: Eukaryota; Metazoa; Arthropoda; Insecta; Diptera; Sciaridae. Gene Ontology annotation, cellular component: secretory granule membrane.
UUUUUGCCAAUAAAACGUUUUUCGGAAAUAAUUUUGGUAAAUCGAGACCGAUUAAAAGAUUUUUUUGGCUGUUAAAUUCACGCAAUAAUUCUACUUUUAUUACAUCACGCUGUAAAAAAAAGGAGAAGAAGACUCAGAUCGUUUGUUAAAAAGACUGAAAAUAAUUCUCAUAAUUAAAAUAAACUUUGGCUACAACAAAUUGCUCUUUUCAAAGGAAUUACCUACUAUUAAGUUGAUAAAUGACAUUGUUAAAAAUGUAAAAAGUGAAAUACGUGAAAAUAGGGAUAACAUAAAUGACUUCAAGUUUAUUUUUUGUCUUGUCUCUCUGCGAAAAAAAGAUACAAAAAAAACAAUUUAUUUUACGAUUAACGUCACAAAAUAUGUUUCACGUAGACGAAGCAUGUUUAUAAUAAAAUCACAAUAAUCUGAAGGAAUUCACAGAAUUUUCGUUACAAGACCAUAGUUUUAUUCAUAUAAGGCGCCAAAUACGCAUUUUCGGUAUGGUUUGGUAUAUAUUUAUUAUAAACUGACUUAAUUCUUGAAAAUAAAUAAAUUUUGUUAAAAAAGAGCGCUUCAUAUAAGACACACAAAAACGGAUUUUUAUGUUCUGUUUUUAUAUGAAAUUUAUACGAAAACCAUAAAAUUAAUAUUCGAAACAAAGAGAGUGGGUGAUAUGGUUUAUGUAUCAACCACCAUAAUUCCUACUUUCAUUUAAAUGAAAAGAGUGUUUAUGACUCUUCAAACGAAAACAGAGAGCCAUUAUAACCAUACCAUUCAUUACAGAGUGUUAGAUUUUGUGUGUGCGGCAAACGUUUUGUUAUGUUGGAGUUGUUGUAGUUGUUUUUUCCUCGUUCGUUUUGUUUAAUCACAAUCAUGUUUAUUCCCGACAACGUAUAUGAUACAUACACACACCAAAAGUUCGGUGUGUUUAAUUAAAUUUUGACGUGUGAGGCGUUUGUUUAUUGCUUUGUGUUGUAUACAUAUAACAAAAGCAUUGAGCCCAAUAAACUAUACCAUCGGCAUUCGAGUGUUAUGCCUGGAGGACCUCGAUGAGAAUACAUUUUAUCACCCAGACAGAGUUCGUUUUUUAUGUACAUAUACAUUCAAUCACGAGUCGAAGAACAAAGUUUAUGUAUACGAGAGAGAGCGGCUCAAUUUAGUUAAAGUCUGAAACUGCAAAUAUAUAGGAUUAUCUUGGAUCAACUGGGAUUAACACUAUAACAUUCUUAAUUGGAUUAAGCGGCUGACGACGACGGGGAAAAUGUGUGGAUGGAUAAGAUUACUUUAAAUUGGAUAAAUUACCUUCCACUAAAUACCAGAAUGUGGAAAUAGAGAAAUAUUAGUCCACACGUAUAAACACUUCAGCACAAGGUUCGGAAUAAAGAUGUUGCUGAACAUCAACAGUAAAAUAAACACCAAAGGCAAUUCAACGGAUAAUCCUUUCCGUUUUACAUUUCAAAUAAACUGUGAAAAUUGAACUGAAUUGAAAUUGUUAAAUAAAGUUUUUAGUGAACGCUAGAAAAAGAGGCAAAAAAAAACAAACACAACAAAAAAUUAUUAAAUUAAAAAUGAAAUUAUACAUUCUGUGCCAGUGUAAAUAUAUUUUAAUAUUUUUGAAAUUAUUUUUAAUCAUUUGCGUGAGCGGCGUACGAUGGGAUAAUUCGGUUAAUUUGAACGAUGAUUUUCGUAUGCUGUGGAACAUAGUCGAUCGUGAGGUGACAGUUGAAGUGCAAGUGAGGACAUUAGGGUAUAUAGGCUUAGGUUUUUCUAGAGAUGGAGUGUUAUCCGGCUCCGACAUUGCUAUUGGUUGGGUUAGUCAAGGCCAAACGUAUUUUCAGGAUCGUCAUGUAAAAAAGAAUGAUAUCGAGCCAAUUGUCGAUCCAUCCCAAGACUACGUACUGAUAAAAGGCUAUGAAAAUGCCACUCAUACUGUCAUGCGAUUUAAACGGAAAUUGGACACAUGUGAUACAUCUUACGAUAUUCCAAUUUCGAACGACACUAUGAGAGUCAUUUACAUGUACCAUGAAAGUGAACCGCAAAGGGGUCUUUUGAUACCAGGUAAUUUACCGAAUCCAGAAGUUGCAUUUAGGGGCUAUCGGUCAUUGUUCCUUACACAAAAACCACAACAACAUCAAAAUGUUGAUCCAAACAUGAAAAUCAUGGAAUUACGUAACCAAGAUGUUGAAUUACCUCAAGGAGACGACACACUAUAUUGGUGCAAAAUGUUUAAAUUACAGGAUAUAAACCAGAAGAGCCAUGUUAUUAAGUACGAACCAGUAUUUGAUUCAGCGGCAAGCAUUCCAUAUAUGCAACAUAUAAUACUGUACGAGUGUCAGGGGGCAUCACCCGAACUGGAAUUGAUGUCAAGGGAGCAAGGUCGCCCGUGCUACCGUCCAAAUAAUCCACCUUUAUCGUGCAAUGCUAUCGUUGCUACAUGGGCGAAGGGCUCUGAGGGAUUUUCAUUUCCACUGGAGGCUGGCUACGCUUUGGACUCGAAACAGACGAAAUUCUAUAUGAUGGAAACGCACUACAACAAUCCAUUGAGUAGUGCCGAUUCGAUAAAAUCAACCAAUCGUCAGCAGGCAGACAAUUCCGGUUUAAGACUGUAUUAUACGAGCAAUUUGAGGAAGCAUGACGCAGGUGUUCUGUCCAUAGGCAUGGACCCGAACUGGCGACACAUAAUUCCACCAUUCCAAGAAAAAGUCGUAUCCGAAGGUCAUUGCAUCGAAGAGUGUACACGUAAAGCGUUCCCCCGCCAGGGGAUCUCAAUAUUUGCCGUAAUGAUGCGAACACAUCUGAUUGGCAAGGAGAUAAAAUUGCGACACAUCCGAAACGAUGAGGAAUUCACACCGAUUGCAUCCGACAAAAAUAUCGAUCCGAAUUACCAAGAAUACAGGCGACUGCCAACGGCUAUCCGUACUAUGCCCGGCGAUCGACUGAUAUCUGAAUGCACAUACGACAGCUCGACUAGAGACCAAAUAACAUUAGGUGGGAUAACAACCAGGGAAGAGAGUUGUAUAGUCCUAACGUAUUACUAUCCGCGGCAGAAGAAGCUGACCACAUGUCAUUCAUUACCUAGUCUACCAACAGUUCUUCAUUCAUUGGGAAUACAAGAGCUCGCAAUUGGUUCGAAUCCAGUGUUGAUCGCGUCUCCCACAGAACUGGCUGGCAUGACGUUGGAGUCACGUCUCGUAACGUACGAUUGGAAAAAUCAAUUUGAUAGUUUUCAGCAAGUCACCAGAAGAGGGUCAUUUAAAGCAAUUUGCUGGGACGCCAAAAACAUAUUAAUACCGGGCACCGAAUACAUCGAAGGUCACAAUCCAAAUAUAACAAAAGUUUGGCAUCCACCCGCCAGCGAAUGUAUCAAAAGCAAUACAAAGUCUUCGUUUGAUCGUCAUCCAGCCACUCACCAGAAUGCCCACCACAACACCAAUGCGUCACCAGGCAAUGAGGACGAAAACAGUAAUAUCAUCGAAGGUGCGGCACGUAGCAAAGUUUCAAGAAGUUCAGCCACUGAAACCAUGGGUUUGAGUGGCUCUUCAGGUUUACAUCAAGCAUUCUUUGUCAAACAAUCAUUGGUUUGUUUAAGCGUAUUUGUGUUUACGCUUAAAUUGAUUUUAUAGUGUUAAAUCAAUAGGAAUCGGUGCGAUAAUGUAUUAUGUGAGUAACUCAUAUAACAUAGGAGAAAUGAAAGAAAGAAAAGAAAAUUCAGUGUGUGUGUUGUGUUUUGUAAUAUACUUAAGGGAUAUAGAGAAUGACGAUAUAUUUGUUUAUACUAAGUUAUAAAACAGAAAAAAAUCCGGUGAAUAAAGCAAAAAUGUAAUGCGGUUUUGAGAUAGAUAAAAGAAGGAUGACGACAACAACACAAUAAAAAAAACUAUUUCAUUUGAUGCUAUUCCUAUAUUUUACGGAUUGUGAAGAGAGUUUAUUUUCAGUUGAAUAUAUUUAUUUGUAUUAUAUGCAGUGUAAAUACUAAAAAAAAAUUGUUUAUUUUUUGUACUCAAAAUUUCAUAUAAAUGGAGCUCUAAACCACAUGAAAAAAAAAUUUUUGCUGUAUAUCUCCUCCAUACAAGAACUGCCCUAAAGAGCUCACAGAAAAAUGCUUCGACUACUGGUUCAUAUUUAUUUAUUUUUUUAUUUUGCUCCAAAAAAAAAGUUAUUUUUUUGCAGAGUACCAUCGAUUUUGGUUCAGCCAACUGAUAUGCUCGGAUAAUAUUACCGAAAUAUUUCAAUUUACAUCAAAAGCUUUUCACUUACACUAUGCACACCGACACAAUCAUUGUAUAUGUUAUUAUCACAAAAUAGAAAAUGUUGCGAUGCUAUUAACAGACGGACAAAAAAUGAGCGCAUUUAAACGAUCAUCCUCGUUUACGAUACGAUAAGCAUAGUAUUACGUGUUAAUGAAAUUAACAGACUUUGCAGGACUCGCGGAUGGGUUAUGUGUAUAAUAUAGCGAUAUACUCAUUUAUAUAUAUACAUUACGCAGCGUUACAUGUAUGUUUGGAACGAUUUUUUUUUUUUAAUUUUUAAUUUUGAAUUUGAAUUUGAUUCGGAAUUCGAAAACUGUUGACUGAUUUGAAGUGUAAUUUUGUAAAUAUUAUUGACAUUGCCGUUAAUUCGUUAAAAGCAAAUUACUCACAGUGAUGUUGAUGGAAAUGACAAAAAAAAAUCAUUUUUGUUUCAAUUAAAAGCGGAAAAAGUUUCGAUUGAAUCGAAAAAAUUGAUGUAACUUUGAUUGAUCAUACGAUAUGAAUAAUCUAUGACAUUGUAAUAGCCACAGAAAUAUUGAACGAAAUGACCUUAUAACGCCCAAUCCAUUAAAAGUUUUACAACAGGACACGGCUCUAUUCGAGGAAAAAAAUCCGAUUCAAAUUGCCCGUUGACUGUAAUUUCUUUGUCGAUUACAUAUUUUAAAAUAAUCGCUAGGUGUGUGUAUAAUAACCCUUAACCAUAAAACUAAUGCCUCUUGAUAACACCCACCCAUUACAUGAAAUUUGUUUUAAAAUUUAUUUUCGAAUCUCACUUUGUUUCAAAUAAAAACAAAAUUUUAAAAUCAGUUGCUUGCAAACAACAUUUUACAUACACACAGUUUUCGUAGCCGCCUUGCACAUAAAAGCACUAUACAUCAUACUCUAUUUCCGAUAAUAGGGAUUAACAAACCAUAAGCCAGACAUAAAGGAAUCUAAAUCCUUUGCCCACCUGUGUCUGGUUUGGAAAACGGUAUAUAGGUAUAAUAUGCAGAUACAGAAACCAUAAAUUCGAAACGAGUACGGUUUUUCGAAGAGCUAAAGUGAAUAUUGGUUGAGCAUGCAAACUUUUCAUAUUCUCCAGUUCUAUCCAUGGCAUACACUCACGU